GAUACGCUGAACAUGAAGAGAAGCCACAGUUUCCAUUUCGGGUUUUUCUCGGCCCUGGAGAUUGAAAGACGGACGGCGCCGGCCCGGCAUCAGAACAAAGUAGAAGACGUGCUGCUGAAAAAGAAACUCGAGCAGCUGAACAGAGAAAGAAAACUGACUCUCAACGACAUCAAAAGGUCCAGGGACAAACUCAAGUGUAAACAGAGAGAGCUUCCCCCGCCUUUGAGUUUAUAUGAGGUAUAUGACGACGACGUUUUUUCCGAGGAUUCGGGAUACGACUCUGAAGUAGCAGCGGCCGCAGCUAGAUCAACGGCCGACGUAAAGAUUCUCGUUGACGAGAGUGGAGAUCUAGAGAAUAUUGCUACGUGUGUUUCCAGCAGCGAUCGUGGACGUAGCAGCGGUAUCGUUACUGAUAUUUCACGUCCGGGUAGCGGCCUUCCGCCGAUAGCCAGUCCAGAACCACUCGCCCGGCGUUCUCCAGAGUCGAGCAGGCGUGAAGAGAGGGCCGGUGGGAGGCCCGAUGACUCCCGACAGGGCGGACUGAAAGAGGAGAGGUCCUCAACACCAGGUGAAGAGGCGGUGAAGGGCGCAGAGCCUGGGAAUGCAGGAACAAGCGUUGCCAACAUACAGACAAAACAAACAACGGACAUAAAAAGCAACCAGCUAACUGUCAGCUAUGGACAGAAAAAUCCCCUGACUACACCAAGACAAAUCCACCGACCCAAUGUAUCGGAUGCAAACGUAAAAGGCAGCCAUCCUGACUCAAGAGAAGAACACGAAGAGGUGUCAAAAGCAGACAUAUACAUGAAAACACCGCCAUAUUCCUUCUCCCCUAUUGAACGCCUGCGCCUCUCGCGACACACGGCAGGGAGAAAACUCCGUCCGUCCACCUCGCAGAUGUCCAGUAUUCUGAAGAACCCUGACAAGCCCGGGAUUUACUCGAGCGCUUACACCACCCAACCUCCCAUCUGGAAAAUCUCACUCCAAGAACUCUCCCCAGAGUUCCGCAAAAUUGCGUUCGGUAGAAGAAACAAACGCAAAGACGCCCUCGGAAAGAAACUCCCUCGCUUGGGUACAAGUCAGAGUGAGAAAGAGUUUCACACGAGGAAGAGGAAAAGUUUCAUGUACGCAGGUGCGCAGUCACAGCCUCAAGAGAACGUCCAGCCGUCAUCUUACAGAGUUCUACGUAAUAUUCAAGUCUUGAAGACGUCGGCUUUGGACAGAAAGUGGCCUGAAGAAAAGGACUUCGUGAAAGAAGUCUUGAAGGAAAGAAAGUCGUGGAACUUGGAGAAACAGCUACGAGGUAGGGUGGAAGACUUCUUGAAGAAAGAUCACUAUGUUUCCACAGACAGUCUCAAAAAGGACGAAGUAGAAGAAAACUUGGAGAAGUUGCGAAAGAUCUUGUCAACCAAAUAAUUUGGACUUUAUUUCUUACCUCGAGCUUGUCCUAAAACAAGCGGACUGUCACCAGA
Branchiostoma belcheri (Belcher's lancelet) is the source of this 1472-nucleotide messenger RNA. RefSeq lists its product as uncharacterized. Bases 13 to 1416 code for a protein of 467 amino acids. NCBI's taxonomy places the organism in Eukaryota, Metazoa, Chordata, Leptocardii, Amphioxiformes, Branchiostomatidae. The transcript has a single exon. The record is from RefSeq and is a predicted model, not a curated record.